AUGCACGGACUGUUGAGGAAAUAUACAAGCGACACUAAGAAGAAAGCUUUCCAACAGCGAAGGCAGUCUAUGAAGACAUGGAGUGGUCCACCGCCAUAUGAACUAAAUGCAAUGCUGGAUCGAGUUGUAUUAUUGGAAACUUACCCAUACAUGGAGUACCGGGUGGACAUGACACGGCAGAUCCAAUGGAUCAAAACGGAAAUUUUUUUGAGCAUUGGAGCUACACAGUGCAUGAUUCUCCAGGAAAGGAUGUCCAUAUUAACACCUCCAACUCCUUCCUUCUUGAUAAAAAACAACACAGCAAAGUGCCAAGUAUACGGAGGAGGACAAGGGAUGCUGAGAUGUGGAAGGUCAGAUGUGUACAUAAAACCGGAAUGUGUCUGUACUUUCCACAACGUGUAUGAAGCCAUGUAUCACCGGUACUCGUCUUGUCCACACGGGGAGGAAUCAGAUGUUGUCACGCAAUUAAAAUGUCCAGAUUGCCUAAUGUAUAGUUUGGAAAACAACGGACCCUGCAUCAACGGAGGCAACCUAACCUGUAAAGGAGAUGAAGUGGGUCCACAAAUCACAUGUAAAUGUCCACCGUACUACAAGGGAAUGUUUUGUGAAGAAAAAUCUGAAAAUGUGACGAGAAUUUGUGACAGUAUCUCCUUUUCACAAACUGUUGGCCUAAAAAAUUGCCAUUCUACCAAAAAUGACUGUGUAACGUACAGCAGGAACAGGCGAUACGCUUUUAAAUGUUACGAAACCGAUCACUCUCAGGAAAGACGAGUAUUUCCAAACGCAUUACAACAAGAAGUCUGA
Messenger RNA from Magallana angulata, 804 nucleotides. RefSeq lists its product as uncharacterized. The record is from RefSeq and is a predicted model, not a curated record. Bases 1 to 804 code for a protein of 267 amino acids. The transcript has 7 exons. NCBI's taxonomy places the organism in Eukaryota, Metazoa, Mollusca, Bivalvia, Ostreida, Ostreidae.